AUGAACCCAGCAAGCCCCUGGAUCGCGACGUUUAUCCAGCAAUGCCUGUCGUCCUACGUUAUCCCAAUUGCAGAAGAUGGAAUCGAGGUCGAGGAUAAUGGAAGCAGCCUGAACUUCAGCCUCCGCGGAUUUACAAGAGAGCACGGUGAUGAGGCGACACUCAUGGACUCGGAGAACCAGAUCGAGGCCAUUGUCUCACGAGACGCGAGGGCUGCACACCAGCUGGGAUCGCCAGAGUUACGGCUGAGCAAAGGCGGACCUAAAAAACACAUGGUUGAACUCUUGGACUUCAAGCUCGUUUUGCCAUACUCGGCAUCUAUCUCCAAUAUUCACCUUCGUGUCGAUCGCUUUCGUAUCGACUGGGCUCGCGGAAGCAUCAAAUUUGUGCCCACGAGGAAGCUCAAGAGAAACCCGACGGUAAAAAGACUAGUGGAAGCAGCACACCAGAGAAGGGAGAAGGCUGAGCCUGCUGAUGGUUUAAAUGACCUAGCAAAGAGUCCAUCCGCCAGGUCUAUCGGUUCUCAACAUGACCAGUUUAUUCCGCCACAUGUUUCCCAAAGCAGCCCCCAGGAUGUGUUGGAGUCGCAGCAAUUCUUCUCGCAGAUGCAGCUCAAGCAUCAUUUAGGUGCGCGUGAAAGAACCUCUCAAGUGGGCCGCCCUAGCUCGAAUGGAUCGUCAGACCUCUUGCGACACCUUGCGACACCUUCCUCGGCGUCUGAUCCCAGACUAAAUCCCCUGCGCCGUCCUCUAUUGCCACAACAUCUCCCACUCAAUGGACGACUUACCCCGAAGAAGACAAAUCAAGUUGAAUCCAAUACUCUGAAUAGAAUCGAGACAAAUGAAAAUCAGGAUAUCCGAGCCUCUCAGGGACCGGUUACCCCAAUUCAAAGGUGCCAAGAUGCAUUCAAUGACAUCACUCUCGCUGAGGCUCAGACCGAGGAAUUGUCCUCUCAAAUACCUGCAAAGGCAGCCGUUGACGGCUUGACUUAUGAACGCCGGGCCCUAUCUCCUAGGAUUCAGCUACCAGAAGUUCCUCGUGAUACUCAGCAAACACGGAAGAGGGAUGAUCAAUUUCCUUCAAAGAAGAGAGCUCGUGAGAGUGUGGACAUAUUGUCACAGUCCCCCUCAAACGAGGACCGGGAUCCUGGGGAUUUGCGGGAGUCGCAGUCUACCUCGCCCUCCAAGAAGAGACAGCGUACUGGUGCCGGCAAGAUUUCGACAGACCCGGGGAUUGAAAACAACCUGGUCCAUAAGCCCAUACCGCCGGUUCAUGAAAUGCCAAACCUAAUACCCAAAGCGGAAAUUUUGCCGCCCAUGUCAGAUGCCUGGGAAGGCCUCCUAACCAUACCUGCAAGCGACGUUGUGAUCCAAAAGGACCAGUCUGCUCUUCUUGACAGAUUUUGCUGGAUUCCACCAAAUACCGGAGAUCCCAUGCCUCAAGGCCAUGUGCCACCUGCGCUCCUCAGGCAAUGGAAUGAGCUCGCUCAGCGGAGACACAACCAGAUGCAACGAGCGUCAGAGCAGUCCCCAACUCCGACUCCUCAGGAGAUUCUUUCAUCUGCCACUGAUAGCGAGUCUCAAGUGACCUCGUGGUCUUCGAGUACUGAGGGACAUUAUAAUCAAACUGGUUUGAAUGAAAGGACUGGCUUGCCAGCGGAUAGCAGCCCCAUCAGGCCGCCGAACUUUACGAAUGAAGACAUUACCCCGAUUGCCAGCCAACACGAUGCCACACAGCCAGCGGAAAACGGUGGCCUGGGAAUGGCAGAUGAGUUUCCCGAACGGUCUCAACUUGAACCAGAGAAAAUUCUUGAUAAGGGACCCGAUGCAUCGAAAUCUCUGGAUUCUCUUCACUCGGGGACAGGCACAAGCCAGUAUACAUUAGCGCAUUUAGCCCAGCAUUCAGACGAUGGAACCGCCCAAACACGCCGCGACUCACAGUUUUUUGCCGCCGAUUCUGAAGAGUACCCUCUGCAAAUUGAAACACAAACAGAAAACCUCGAGAACAGCGCGCUGAAAAAAAACUCCCGCAGGGGAUCAAGAAGCUCUGAAGCUGCGGCUGGGUUUCAUGAAAACGAUCUUGACGAUGAGAGUGACGAGUCGGAAAUGGAUGCUUGUGUGCCUAUGGCUCUUGGGGGAAGCUCGUCAUACCCGACAUUAAGCACUCAAACCGGACAAGAAAUUAACAGCUCUGGUCCCUCGCUUCCUGAACCUUCCCGGCAGCAUGUCCAAGUCGCAGAGACACCUUGCACAGACAAUAUGCGCUUACAGCGCGAGAAGCUAGAGAAAGCUCAAGCUGGGGGGAAGCCUUCUAUCUUGUUGCAGCAAGGUUCUUCACAGGCUGCCAAAACCUCAUCUCAGCCUCGAAUCUUUAAUAGCUAUCGCUCUAAUGGCAGCCUUGAGAAAAGUGACUCGUCUCACCCAUCAACGGAUUCAUUUUUGCAACCUUCGGGAAAUAAGUCGCCCCGGAUCGAUGUGAUUGGAACCCAGAUUCCACUCGGCAGUGGCAACUCAUUGUCGCAGGAUGCUUCACUUCACUCGCAACCAGGAAUCGUUCUUGAUUCGUCAGAGCUACUUCAUCGCUACCAGGACCCACUCAUGUUGGGCCUGGAGAAUGAAGCUGAGCCGUCGUCUUUUCCAUUAAUUAGCCCUCGAGAGCCACCGAUGUCUCAGCUGGUUGACCCAAGUCAGGAUCCUAUGGAAGGACUGUCUUCUCUCGGCGGGUCAAUAGGCUCUCCGCAAAACUUUCUAAUACGAUCCGCACCUGCACUGCGCGAUCAAGAACAGUCUCCGUCAAAACUUCCCAGGUCCCGGCAGCUUAGAGAAGCCGAUCCCGGUCGAGCUUUCUCCGGCAGUCCAAAUGCGGAGCUAGUAGCUCGCCGCGAAAGCUUCAUCGGCAACCCCGACGAGUCUGCCGAAGCAAAAAGAGUUUACGAGAAGUUUCGCGACGAUUAUCCAAGCUAUUCGGGAGAUUUUGCUCAUUUCACCGAGCUCUGCUCGCAACUGCAGGCCGUUCGAGACAGAGGCCACUUGCAGCGGUCAUUCUUGUGGGAUGAUUUUGUCAUUAUGCAUCUUCUGGAGUACCCGGACCACGUUGAAGGGCACACAUCGCAGGAAUCGAAGCCGCUUUUCUACGAAGAAUACUUUUCCUUGAAUUUUUCCAAGCCCCAGCACAAAAAGCGAAGUUUGACUGCCUAUGGCAUCGAAGUAUCAGCAAGCCAGUUUGUUCCGGCUGUUAGCACUGGCUUGGCUUCCAACAGCCCGGCACCUCCGUUUUCUUCAGAACCUCGCAUUGAUAUUACGAACCACACCCUCACAACCAGUUUCGUGGGCAAACUCUCUAAUCUCCGCACCCAUUCCUUCAGCGAUACUCGUGCCACAACCUCUGCAGUAAAUGCAUCACCUGCGUUGCCCGCACGUGCCGAUACGGACAUCUUUCAAACCCAGCAACCCCUUUCUGCAGUUGACUCCAGUGGGCCAACUGGUUCCCAGGCGUUUGAACCGAGCAGCUUUGACCAGGAAACUGUUUUCUCGAGCUCCAACGAGGAGCAGGACGAUAAGGCACUGCACCAAGAUAGCAAUGAUGUUGACGGCGCAAACGUGUUACCGACUUCAAACGACGUCGACAUGGCCGAAGAUGACAAUUCCGAGGCCAGCAACACUCAUCACGAAACAGCCAGUAUUGAGCUCGGGGGCGACGAGAGCGCUGCCGCCUCCGGUUCCGAUGUUGACACUGAGCCCGAAAGUGAGAACGAAAAUUGGUUUCUCUCCCUUCGACAUAUGCGUCCUGCCGGCCCAGUAUGGUCGGAUGACCCCAACACACCGUUCAAGAUCUGGGCUAGAGCCGACCAGAAUGUGGUGAGCGAACGCUGCCGGCGCGGGGGCUCGAUUCCCGUGGACGAGAACGGCGUGAUUCAGCGACCUUUUUCAAGCAACGGGCCCGUGAGACUCGAUGUUAUCAGUCCAGGCAUCCACAAACUUCUAGACCUUUUCUGUGUGCAUUCCCAGGCGCCACGCUCGCGGUGA
Molecule: messenger RNA, 4023 nt
Organism: Penicillium alfredii
Lineage: Eukaryota; Fungi; Ascomycota; Eurotiomycetes; Eurotiales; Aspergillaceae
Exons: 2
Coding region: 1-4023 (1340 amino acids)
Source: RefSeq, a predicted model, not a curated record